AACGAAGAGCAUUAUUUAUAAAGAUAUCGGGAAAGAAAUUUUUCAACUUGAGGUUCCGAAUACAAUAAAAGUACCAGAUAAUUGGCAAAAAUUAUCACGCACACAGAAAGUCAAUCGUUAUUGGAAUCCAACUCUUCAAAAAUUUGUUAGAGAUUUUCAAGAAGCAAAAGAAACUCAAUCUAAUAUAUUGAAAUCUUUACAAGGCCGUUUUUAUCAAAAAUUUGAUGCAAAUUAUCGUAAUUGGUUACUUGCUGUCAAAAUUGUUGGUGAAAUUGAUUGUUUGUUAAGUUUGGCUAAAAGUUCAUUGGCAUUGGGUGAACCUCGUUGUCGUCCCCAAUUUGUGUUACAGGAGCAAAGCAUCUUAGAAUUCGAAGAGCUUAGACAUCCUUGUUUUAUUUCAGGUGCCGCUCUCGAUUUCAUACCAAAUGAUACAUUCCUUGGUGGUGAUCAGCCAAAUAUGAUAUUACUUACGGGUCCAAACAUGGGUGGGAAAUCCACACUUUUGCGUCAGAAUUGUGUGGCAAUUAUCAUGGCACAGCUUGGUUGCUAUGUUCCUGCAAAAAGUUGUCGUAUGACGCCCUUUGAUAGAAUAUAUACGCGUAUUGGUGCUAAUGAUAAUAUUCUUGCAGGUCAAAGUACUUUCAUGGUAGAGCUAAGCGAAACCUCGAAAAUUAUUCACGAUGCUACACCUAGGUCUAUGGUUAUUCUUGAUGAACUGGGACGGGGCACGUCUACUUUUGAUGGUUAUGCUAUUGCAUAUUCGGUUUUAUAUUACUUAACGACACAUAUAGGUUGUCUUGGUCUAUUUUCUACACACUAUGGCAUGCUUACACAAGAAUUUGCUAAAAAUCCCAACAUCGCACUUAAGCAUAUGAGUUGUCAUGUUGACCAAGAUCGUAGAGAGGUGACUUUCUUGUAUAAGUUAGUUCCUGGAGUAUGUCCUAAAUCUUAUGGGAUGAAUGUGGCCAAUAUGGCUGGUGUUCCUAGACAGAUCGUCGAUCGUGCUGAAGUGGUUGCCGCUAAAUUUGAACAAACAUCAAAAUUGCAGGAUGUUUUAACUGCAAAUAGUUCAAAUGUAUCAAUCACGACUUUAUGUGAUUUCGUAUAUCUUUUAAAAGCUGCAGAUAAGAAUGGUGAGUCAUCUAAAGAAACAGAUGGUGAGGCCUCAGAUAAUCGGGCAGAUUACAAAAAAAACGAAAAGUAUACUAGAGCGUUGAAGACUAUUAUUCGUGGAAUUAAGAUGAUAUAA
This is a messenger RNA of Scutellospora calospora, 1249 nucleotides long. The record is from the annotation of a GenBank genome assembly. NCBI's taxonomy places the organism in Eukaryota, Fungi, Glomeromycota, Glomeromycetes, Diversisporales, Gigasporaceae.